This is a messenger RNA of Malaya genurostris, 1119 nucleotides long. RefSeq lists its product as uncharacterized. The transcript is spliced from 4 exons. Gene Ontology annotation, biological process: sensory perception of taste. Gene Ontology annotation, cellular component: membrane. Lineage: Eukaryota; Metazoa; Arthropoda; Insecta; Diptera; Culicidae. The record is from RefSeq and is a predicted model, not a curated record. The coding region runs from base 1 to 1119 and encodes 372 amino acids.
AUGGAUUCCCUGCGGUCCUUGGGCUGGUGGUUUUCGAUUUCCAACAAUCUGGAAAGUCUAAAUCCAGUCCACGUGACGUUGAAACUGUUUGGCGUAAUGAUCUACACCGUGGUCGAUCGUGUCAACUGUCGUCUGGAGGUAACACUUGGCGAUUGGAUUUUGGUGGCCAUUUAUGCGACCUCGAGAAUCUACGGAAUGUUCGAUGGAUUUGCGAACCAGAAAUGGCAGAUGUUGAUUGAAUCCGACUUACCGGCAACCGUGUAUGGCAUGGCGUACACCAUUUUCUUCAUAGUGCUGAUGAUGACAGUAAUGCCAUUCUAUUUGCUGCUGCUACAUCGACGCUACGAACAUCUGUUGCAGCUUUUGGACGAGUUCGAUUUGGAGACCACCGGUUAUUUUUUAAUAAGCCCCACUGCACUGGCGAUUAUCUUCGCGAUCACGUUCAUAUCACGAGACUACAGCUAUGUCUGGGAUACUGUGCUGUUUUUAGCGGUAUUCACCAUAAGCUGUUUUGCCAGCAUGUCACAGCAUUCCGGGCUGAACGUUAUGAUUUUAGCCAUCGACAGUCGAAUGCAGCUGAUGAACCGAGUGAUUCGUACAAUGCUGGAACCCACCGAUAUGACCGUUGGCCAACAGAAGGACUUGGUAAUGAAGCUGGCCAAGUCAUUCGAUAGGCUGUGCGAUGCGACAGAAAAUGUCAACUUGGUUUUGUGUGCUCCCAACUUUUUCAAUUUCAUCAACAUUUUCUUUCUGCACGUCAUCGCCUGCUACGCCUGUACGCGAGUGUUCCUGAACCAGGCGGCACCGAAGGAAACGACGAACUCGCUCCUGUACUUGAGCUGGUCCGGUUUCUUCAAUCUGUUCGUGUUUCAAACGAUUACGUUUGCGGCCGGGCUUCGUCGAAAGACGGCAAACUUUGCUGGUGCUGUCCAUCGAUGUCUGAAUCAGCCCCACAACCGAUCAAUCAUCGACCGGCUUCAGCAACUCUCCGAACAAAUCGACAACCGGGAGCCGGUUAUCACGUUCUUUCUGUUCGAGCUGCAGCCAUCAUUAAUUAUUCAGGCUGCCAGUGAACUGGCGACUUACAUGCUGAUAUUGAUCCAGUUUGAGAUGCAAUAG